Molecule: messenger RNA, 491 nt
Organism: Oncorhynchus tshawytscha (Chinook salmon)
Lineage: Eukaryota; Metazoa; Chordata; Actinopteri; Salmoniformes; Salmonidae
Product: transmembrane protein 178B
Exons: 2
Cellular component (GO): membrane
Source: RefSeq, a predicted model, not a curated record
ACCUGAGGCGGAUGACUGCAGGCUUCAUGGGCAUGGCUGUAGCCAUCAUUCUGUUUGGCUGGACGAUAGGUGUUCUGGGAUGCUGCUGGGAUAGAGGACUGAUGCAGUACGUGGCAGGAUUACUGUUCCUCAUGGGAGGCACCUUCUGUAUAAUCUCUCUCUGUACCUGCGUGGCGGGGAUCAACUUCGAGCUGUCCCGUUAUCCUCGCUAUCUGUACGGCCUGCCGGACGACAUCGGCCACGGCUACGGCUGGUCUAUGUUCUGCGCCUGGGGAGGUCUGGGGCUCACCCUCAUCGCUGGUUUCUUCUGUACCCUGGCUCCCUCCGUCCAGCCCAUCCCUCGAUCCACCUGCCCCAAGUCGAGGCAGGAGAACGGGACGGUCUGCUAGAGGGACUGGGAUGGAGGAUAGAGGGACUGGAGGUCCAGUCCUAGAUAGAUAGCUGACUGCACCUUUAACCACACAGGACAGCCAUAACAAAAGAGAAUUUAA